This is a messenger RNA of Diplodia corticola, 1932 nucleotides long. Its product is annotated as proteasome component pre4. The transcript is spliced from 6 exons. NCBI's taxonomy places the organism in Eukaryota, Fungi, Ascomycota, Dothideomycetes, Botryosphaeriales, Botryosphaeriaceae. Gene Ontology annotation, cellular component: nucleus; proteasome core complex. The coding region runs from base 1 to 1932 and encodes 643 amino acids. Gene Ontology annotation, biological process: regulation of DNA-templated transcription. The record is from RefSeq and is a predicted model, not a curated record.
AUGCUCGGGCUCGACGAGUACGGAAGCAGUGACGAGGAAGAGACCCAGGCGCCUCAGCCCAGCGAGGCGAAGAAAGCGAGCCUCCCGACGCCUGCUCAGCCGGCAGUAGAGAAGCCUGCAGAAGGCAAGGCGCCUGGCGCACCGGACCAGAAGAACGCAGCCCAGCCCACGGAGCCAACAGCGGCGCCUGAUCCGUCUUUCCCAGACCCGACCGAGGGCGUUCCCACAGACGCUCCCGCACCAGGUCCUUCUGCGCCGCCUGUAGAUGAGCCCGAAGAGUCCAAUGGUGCCGCUGCCGCUCCGCAGUCGCCACACUCUGCCACCCGCGCCAUCGUGCGCGACCUGACGAUGCCGCCGGUUCCUAGCUUCGAGAUACCUCCUUCGCCGCCUGGAUCGCCGCCGCCCAAGUCCACGAAGCAAUUCGCGCAUUUUCUCGAGCUCAAGAAGAAAGGCGUUCACUUCAACCAGCGUUUAGAGAAUUCGUCGGCGCUGCGCAACCCGAGCCUACUCCACAAGCUGCGCGGGUUUGCAAGCAUCGACGACGAGGCCCAGUACGCUACCACCCUACCCUCGGAUGUUGCUGUGCCCACGGUCUUCCCGUCUUGGGCAUAUGCGGAAAACCUCGGCAAGUCACAGCGAGAGAUUGCUAGGAAGCGGGAGGAGGAGCAGAAAAAGACUCAGAGAGAAGCCUUGGAAUUCGUCCCUGCCAGUGAUCUAGGCUCUUCUGGACUAGGCAUUGGCAAUGGGGAGGGAAUUAGCAUGGCGGAAAGGGUCAGGGCAGGGUUGAGCAGAGAGGGCUCCGGGUCGCCGCAGGUCUCGGAUAGCGGGAAGCGUAAAGAUGUAUUGCAACUCCUCUUGAAGGUGGUGGUGUUGAGAAAUGCGGUGAUUGGAUGGGCAGACGCCGCAAGCGCAGGCCAGGCAGUGAUCGCGCGCGUCAGCCGGCGACCUGGAGCUUCCUGGAGCUCAGCACCACCAACGCCAUCACCUCCGUCUACCACUGCCAUCGCCCACCACCACACUGCAACCUUCCUGACCCCAAACCCUCGAUCCGUCCUCCGCCACCUGUCGCCACAUCCUUUCUUCGCCUCCGUAGCCAUGAACCACCUCCCGCAAGCCUGGGGCAGACCCAGAGACGACGUCUAUGGCGCCUACGACCAUUCCUUUCUCCAGACCAGCGGCCCCAUGCAGCACACCCAACAACCCAUCGUGACGGGCACCAGCGUUGUGGCAGUGAAGUACAAGGAUGGCGUCGUCAUUGCUGCCGAUAACCUAGCAUCAUAUGGCUCGCUCGCUCGUUUCACGGACGUCAAGCGCCUGCGCGUCUUCAACAACAAAUCCGUCGUCGGCUUCGGCGGCGACGUGUCGGACAUGCAGUACCUGGACCGACUGCUCACCUCCCUCUCCAUCCGCGAGGACUACAGCCAGCACGAGGCGGCCGAAGACGACGUGUCGAGCGAGGAGCAGCCUAUCGGUGGCGGUGCAUCGCUCAACGCCAAGAACUUGCACACGUACCUUUCCAAGGUGCUGUACAAGCGCCGGUCCGAUUUCAACCCGCUGUGGAAUGUGCUACUGAUCGCGGGCUUCGAUCACGACGGCAAGACGCCCUUCCUCGCGCUCGCCGACUUGCUGGGCACCACCUUCUCCGCGCCUGCCCUGGCCACCGGCUUCGGCGCCCACCUCGCCACGCCCAUCCUGCGCAAGCACGUCCCGGACGAGGCUGCCGCGCGUGAACUCAGCCGCGCCGACGCCGUCCAGUUGGUCAAGGACUGUAUGAAGACGCUCUUUUAUCGCGACGCCCGCAGCUUGGACCGCUACUCGAUCGCUGUCAUCGAGCGCGGCCGCGAUGUCGACCUUAGAGAGAACGAGCAACUGGAGAACCAGAGCUGGGCGUUCGCCGAGAGGAUCAGAGGCUACGGCACGCAGAUCAACUAA